AUGGUACAAUCUACUACACCCAGUGCUGCAAAAUCUAGUUCUGUAAAUGUAAUUGAUAUCAUUGAUAUUAGUGACGAUGAAUUUGAUAUUUCUCACAACGGUAGUGGAAACGUUUCUCUUGCAACAUGUUUGGCAGGAGAGAAAGAAAAGGACUUGGACCACAAUGCUGCACAAAACAAUGAAACUUUGGAUUUUUGUGGCGGUGUCUUGUUUGAUAUGGAUGUAUCUAAUUGUGAAGUAACUUCUAGCAAGUCACAAGAUGGAUGUAAUGCUGAUGUGGACCCUGGUUCGGAUAACUCAGAAGAUUUACAAGAUUGUCGCAAGGAUUCCAACUCACAGGAUGUAUCCGAUGAUGACAUGAACUUUGGUAAGAUAUUAUCCAAAAUUCAGAGGGAAAAAAAGCACGAAAUUAAGUGGGAAUUCGAGGCUGACAUGGUUGCAGAACUUGGAAAGGAUCCGGUGUUAUGUAUGAAGGCUGUCUGCAGUCUUUAUCGACAGCAAACUGAUGACAAACAGGCGAUAAAGGGAACAUUGCACCGCAACGGGCGUGGAUUUAACUAUCAUGAUGCUGACAGAAAAGAUUCAUGCUUCUGUUGUUUUUAUGCUAUAUUAAUCUUGAACUUUGUGUUUUUGUUCAGUUCCAUUAAGUGGUCUCCUUACUCCCGACACUUCCUUUGUUAA
Molecule: messenger RNA, 681 nt
Organism: Vicia faba (fava bean)
Lineage: Eukaryota; Viridiplantae; Streptophyta; Magnoliopsida; Fabales; Fabaceae
Source: the annotation of a GenBank genome assembly